Messenger RNA from Purpureocillium lilacinum, 1593 nucleotides. RefSeq lists its product as uncharacterized. Lineage: Eukaryota; Fungi; Ascomycota; Sordariomycetes; Hypocreales; Ophiocordycipitaceae. The record is from RefSeq and is a predicted model, not a curated record. Gene Ontology annotation, molecular function: monooxygenase activity; heme binding; iron ion binding.
AUGGGGCUGUUCGUCGCGCUGACGGGCCGCGCCCCGGCCGCCGAUGCGGUGCUGCCGCCGCUUCCCGUCUUCGGAGUCGCCGUCUUCGCCGUCCUCGCCUUCCUGGCCGUCCGGUGCGCCGCCGCGUACCUCCGGCUGCGGCAGUUCGGCGGCCCGCGCUGGACGGGCGUCUCCAACUGGCCGCACAGCGUCGCCAUGCUGCAGAACCGGUGCCACGAGUGGUACGAGGAGGCCAACAGGAAAUACGGCCCCAUCGCACGGGUGGCUCCCAACGUGCUCGUGACGUCGUCGCCCGACGUCUGGGCUCACGUCAACAACAAGGCCGGGUAUAAGCGCUCGGACUGGUACUACAACGCCUGCCGCAUCGAGCACCGGAGGGACAAUGUCUUUUCGCAGACGGACGUGGCCAAGCACGACUUGCGGCGGAAGCAGAUGGCGCCAGGGUACUCGGGCCGCGAGAACCUGCACCUCGAGUCGUCCAUCGACGAGCGCCUGGCCGAGUUCCUCGCCCUCAUCCGGGCCAAGUACGUCUCCAGCCCCGACCGCCCCGGCGUGCCGCUCGACCUCGGCGAAAAGGUGCAAUUCUUCACGCUCGACGUCAUCUCGGGCGUCGGCCUGGGCCGGCCCUUUGGCAUGCUCGCCUCCGACUCCGACGUCGACCAGUACCUGCGCUCGAGCGAGGACGGGCUCCGCGCCGCCAACGCCGCCCUCGCGCUCGGCGUGUCGUGGCUGGCUCACACGCCCCUCGUCGGGCGCCUCAUCGCGCCGAGCCCCCGCGACGGCAACGGCUUCGGCCGCAUGAUGGCCACGUGCUUCCGGUACGUGGACGCCCGCGCCGCGGACCCGACGGACAAGCGCUCCGAUAUGCUCGCGAGCUUUAUCCGCAAUGGGCUCGCGGGCGACGAGCUGCGCUCCGAGGCGCUGGAGCAGAUCAUCGCGGGGUCCGACACCACGUCGACGGGCAUCCGCGGCGCGCUGCUGCACAUCAUUACCAACCCGCGCGUGUACGCCCGCCUGCAGCGCGAGGUCGACGAGGCCGUUGCGACAGGUCUCGCUCCCGCAACGGGUUCCGGCGGGAUCGUCUCCCUCGCGCAGACGCGGCAGCUGCCCUACCUGCAGGCCGUGAUCCGCGAGGCGCUGCGCAUCUGGCCCCCCGCCGUCAACAUCUUCUCGCGCGACGUGCCCCCCGGCGGCGACACGGUGCUCGUCGACGGCGCGCCCGUGUUCCUCCCCGGCGGCGCCUCCAUCGGCUACUCGGCCUACGCCAUGCACCACAGCGAGGCCAUCUACGGCGCCGACGCCAAGGCCUUUCGCCCGGAGCGCUGGCUCGUCGCCGCCGAGGAGGACCCGGACCGCCAUGCCCUCAUGCUGCGCACCAACGAGCUCGUCUUUGGCCACGGCAAGUACCAGUGCCUCGGCAAGCCGGUCGCGCAGCUCGAGCUGGCCAAGACCAUCUUUGAGCUCCUGCGCAACUUCGACAUGACGCUCGUCCACCCCACCAAGCCGUGGGACGCGCGCAACACCCUCGGCCUCUUCGUCAUCUCCGACAUGUGGGUGCACGUCACCGAGCGGCCGGCGUCGGCGCCGCAAUAA